Molecule: messenger RNA, 6577 nt
Organism: Heteronotia binoei (common prickly gecko)
Lineage: Eukaryota; Metazoa; Chordata; Lepidosauria; Squamata; Gekkonidae
Product: A-kinase anchor protein 17B-like
Exons: 5
Coding region: 464-3328 (954 amino acids)
Molecular function (GO): RNA binding
Source: RefSeq, a predicted model, not a curated record
UUUGCUUGAACUUGAGAGUAUUCAUUGUAUUUGGUUGUUUAUCAAGAAAGAAACUAACAAAGGAAAAGUAAUUCUCCAACAGCCACACAACUCAUGGAUGCACAUUUGGGAUCAAGCUGUUUUGUAAGAGAUGGAAGGAAACAGGUGACAGCUUUGCCUGCGGCUUCAUUUUAUUAUUUACUUCAGUCUCCCUUGAGUUCUGCAAUUUGGGCCACAAGGUCUCAGAAGGAAGCUUUCUAGAACUUGCCAUCCAUCUUCCUCUGUUAAUACAGAGAAAAGGCAAAGCAGAGGAGUAUUUUGUUAUCUCUUUCCUUGUGCACAAAAAUACUGCCAAGAAACAAUGUUCUGGGGAGAAACUGAAAUAUACAAAUUGGAAUAUCAUAAAUUCCAAUACAGAGCUUGAAGAUGAAAUUGGAAGACCAGGGAGGAGGGAAGCAUACUAAAGCAUGGAGGAACAAAAUUCAUGACUGAUUCUGAAGAGCCAGAAAAUGUCAAGACUCUUAACCCACUUUGGUUGUUUUUCAAAGUAUGCUGUAUCCAAAGGGCAUUGGACGUCAUGACUGUCACUCUAGUAUGUGAUCCUUCGGAAGCUAUGGAGCUCUGUGCCUCUCAGCAACUCUAUCUUAAGCCAAUAGCAAAAUUAACUAUCAGUGUGGUGCUUCCAGAACACACCGGAUCUACCCGGGCAUUCUCUAAAUGGGAAGUGAUGGACAAGCUGAAGAAUAUGAUUUGUCCAGACCAGUUCAUCAGUGUUAAGGUUUCAAAAAGAACAAAAGGUUUCAUUCGGUUUGAGGGAGAGGCAGAAACCAAGCAUUUGGUAUGUAGCCUUAAGGAAAAGCUCCAUGGCAAGAUGAUAAAACUGAAUGGUUUUAAAGAUGACUUGCAAGUGGUUGCUACAGAGGCAUCUCCUGAUUUACCAACUCCUCAGGAGUCGGAAGCCAUUUUGACUGAUAGAGAAAUGAUGGAGGAAGAUCUUGCUGAGCAAAGCAGUGAUGUUCCCAAUUGCAUCCAUUUGGAAGGAUUGCCGUGCAAAUGGUUUGCCCUAAGAGGCUCAGGUAGUGAAACACCAAACGAAGAUAUCUUGAGAGCAGUGUUUGAAAGUUUUGGAAAGAUCAAGAAUGUAGAUAUUCCCAUGCUUGAUCCUUAUAGGCAAGAAAUGGUGGGAGGAAACAUGACUAAUUUCAUUUUUCGUGGCCUGCGAACAUUUGAAGCUUAUAUCCAGUACCAGGAGUCCACAGCUUUUGCAAAAGCUAUGGAGACACUUAAGGGAAUGAAGCUGAUGUUUAAAGGGGAUGAUGGAAAAGCUCUGGCAUGUAAUAUUAAGGUAUCAGCUGAUACUACCAAUCAUUUCAGUGAGAGUGCUAUAAACCAGAGGAACCUGGAACGAUUAACCCUGCAAGGGCUAGAGCGAGAAAGAAAGAGGGAGGAAAACAGAGGUAAAAGAGGUACUGAAAGAAAAAGACGUGAUGAUGGUGAUGAAAAAAAAGUUGGAGAAGGAAAGAGGAAGUCUAAGAUCAAGAGACGAGAAAAAAGACAGAUAGAUCGGGAUGAAAAACGCCCAAGAAAGCAACAGAAGGUAACAGCUGAAGAAGAGCUGUGGCCAGAGAAUAUGCCUGAAUGGGAAGAGAGGAAAUACCUCCUAGCUCAGAGAAGAGUGGAGUCAAUCAGGCUGCUUACAGUGCUGUUAAACCAAAUAAAAGAUUUUGUGCUAUCAUCCAGGCAACUAAGGGAGCCUCUAUUGGAAAGUGAAAAUGAAAGGGAAGAUUGCUUUCCUUCACCUAAGAUACAAAAUGUGCUAAAAGAGACAUCCAACUCUAGUAGUCUUGGAUGCAAAGAAGCAAAGGAUGAGAGAGACCCCCCUCAUCAGUUAGGCCGGUUGGAUAACGCCUAUAUUGAGGAGGAGGAGGAACAAUAUGUUUCAUUUGGCUUGCCUAGAUCACCUUGUCACCUUGUGAGAACUGUUUUGAAUGAGCCAGCUGCAAGACCAGUUAGUAGACACAUAACGGACAAGGCUACAGACUGCUAUCAGGACAGUGGCUUGUUGCAAGUUACAGUCACUCAAGAUUGCAAAGUCAAAAAAUCUCCUGCCAGGGAGUACUGCCGAAGCCUGGACUUGGGGUGCUCCUCCAGAGUCUCUAGUGCAGGAAACUGCAAGAAGCAAAAGGUUUAUGAAACAGAGGAAUUCAUACACUAUUUACUAAACUACUACCAAACCCCAAGAUAUGCACGAAUCUGUCCGGUGACACAAAACACAGGAACUGAGUCCUGGUGGCAGAGGGUGGUGUCCCAUAAUGGGAAUAACUUUCAGGUCAGCCUGAAAAACAAAGAUGGACAGUGUCUUACAGAUGUGAGUUUUAUACCAAACUUCGAUGAGAGGGACUUUCGAGGCACUGAUAGUUACGUGUGGGAAGUGGUAGAUGAGGAACCUGAGCCAAAAGAGGUUGUGCCCAAAAGUCAGACCUGUACUAGAGAGUUCACUGGUCAAUGUCUGGUGUGGUGUAGGGAUUCACUGGAUGAAGUCAGUCAUAGACUUCCAGGUGAUAAGCUGAAUAGUCCUUUUCUAGUAAGCACCAGUACUAAUUGUGAUAACAGAUCCCAAGAAGAGACUAUGGGAAUGAAAGUUUUACCACCACCGAUCAAGUCAUUUGGCCACGUUUAUAAAUUGAAGGAUUUAUUGGAAGAGAUCAGCAGUGAUUCUGAAUAUUUUAGUGAUGCAUUUGAUGAGUCACAAACCAAAAUGGAAAGAAGGAAUGGGGGUUGCAGAAAUAGUUGCAAGGCUUGGCCUCUCAGCCAGGAAAGAGCAAGAGAAUUGCUGAUUUGUGUCCAAAAUGGUGAUUGCAGCAAACGCAGUUUUUGUACAAACUCUGAGUGCUUUGACUUGGCGAAGCAUCCCAAGCAAAGGCUUAAGACAGCAUUCAAGAGAUCUAGCAGCAAGUUAAGACAUGAAGGGCAAAAAUUCAAGUGCUCAUCCAGUGAAGAGGAGCAAGCUAGCAGGAAGAAGAGGAGAAAGAAGAAAAAGUCCUCUGAUAACUGUUUGCGUGACAAUGAGCCACAAUUUCUUGAAGCAAACCAUUGCGGAGAGCUGGAGUCCCUCAGCAAGAUACAGAGAAAAUGUAGCAAGAUUCUACACCACAAAAUGAAAUGUAAAACACUCCAUGCCAUGGCAGAAGAAGUAAAAGCAAGAGAUGUCAUUCAUUUGAGUGACUCUCAGCUUCAGGAACCCCACCAGCAGGCAGGUAAGGGGAAAGCAGACACCAGUGUGAUGGGUGAGAGAUGGCGUGAAACUGAGGGGCAGCUGAGAGUUUGCAAAGUAAGAGUGAAAAGGUAAUUGUCAGGUGAGUUCAGGGAAGUGGUAGAAAUAGUGGAAUGUACAAGUAGAGGAUGACACAAGACAAUGGGCAUAUAAGGGUGGAACUGCUUUCAAUUCUGCAAGCUCCUUUUGGAUGAGCAGCUGCUGUAACUUGGGCAUUCCUGAGUCUUGAGAUUCUGCUGCAACUCUUUCCCCGUUUCCAGGGAACUUGCUGUUAAGAAGAGAAGUGGAAACAGAUUCUGAUGAAUGGCCUUUGUUUCCUGUUGAAAUAGACAAAUCAAUACCCUGACUCUUUCCGUGGAGUAAAACUUGGAAGAUGUUAAUUUCACCAAUUUUGGAGGACAAUGGGGAUCUUGAAACUGUUGAAGGUGGAAGAUCAAGAUGGGUCCUUUUUAUACAACUUUUUGAAAACUUAACUAUAAAGCUAGACUUACAAUGAUAGAGGUGUUUGCUUGGGCCCCUUUGUUUGCAUGCUAGGAAAGCUAGGAUAGCUCUAAACAACCUGCUUGGUAAAAUAGGUGGCAAAAAGUCUCAGUGGUUUUGAUGGCUACAACUAAGGACCAGAAACAUGUUACUGGAGUGCAUGAUAUAAGCCAUUUUGAAGAAUUUGCUAGAGGUUUGGACUGAGCAAAAAUUAACAGUCCUCUCAGAGUUUGUGAAAAACCAUGGAAUCUGUGGGUUCUGCUCUGUAGUUCACUGUACAGUUAAAGGAGUUUUGCAUAAGCUAAUUGUAUGCCAGUUGAGUAAACUUUAACUUUAAAAAUUGAAAGAUUUAAGGAAGUACUUCCUUAGUAAGAGGAAGGGGCUGAUGGUGCAAGUAAAAAAAAACACAUGAUGGCCAAGACAGAAAAGGAACAUAUUUAUAACUAACUGCACACUUUGCCAUUUGAGACACACAUUAGGUUGGGUAUUAUAUGACUUUUGCCAGAUGUCGUUUGCUGGUCCCGCUGUUAUUGCCAGCCUCCAUUGGGGUUUUUUGAAUACAGUGUGUGACUAAGCCCAAGUAGUUACCAUGGUUUCAAGGUUGUGCUCCCCUGUUAUUCCACCUAAGUCUGUUGCCCCUUGGUGUACAGCUAAGUCAUUGUCAAUGUGUUAUUUUUUGUUUGCUGCAGCUUACUAGAGCUUAUCCACAAUCAGUUGCUAUAUGUUCUGUUUGUUGAAAACCAGUGAAAGCCAUGCCAGUUAGCCAAAAUAUUUCCACAUUUAAUUGGUUCACAAAUGUUAUAAAAUGGAUUACUCCUCCUUAAAUUAGGUCUAAAAAAUGAGAAGACCUCCAGAUCUUGAGAGGCUAGUGACAUUUUGCUCCACUUCUGCUGGGCUUAGUAGUGCUGAAAUGCUGAAUGGGGAAUGAUCCGAACAAACCUUUGAACCUCGGGAGAGGGUUUGAAAUAUUCUUUAGUGCUGGCUGGAAUUUUGACCUUCAAGUAAGUGACCUUCUAAAUUAUAACUAGAUUGUCUGAGCUACAUAAGUUCAUAUUGUUGUUGUUUAACAUUUGUAUAGAAACCUGGAAAUAGGUAUGAUACUGCUGAUGCAGUCCAUGGCUAUAAUUUGCAAAUAACUUUACUACAGUUGGACUACUCAAGAGUAGGUAGUACUGAAACCCACAAGCAAUGCUAUCAAAUUAUCUUACCAGAUGGCCAACAGUGCUGUGGAAUACUAUUCCAUAUGAAGAGGGACACAGUGACAUAUUUUAGUUAAAUUUUAAAAACUGCAUGGUUUUGCUUUCAUUUUUACAUACUUUUUAUUACAUGUCACAAUAACUUUCACAAUACACAUUCCCUAGCAUAUCAUCCAUGUUUGUUAACUUCUGCUCUAAUAAAGUAGUAAUGAACCACAGUAUGCAGGCAGUCUCUGUGUUUAAUGUUAAAAGUUGGGCAGUGGUGGACAUUUCCAAGGGUCUCUAAACCCACUCCUUCAGAACAAUUCUUUGUGAAUGCUUUUUCCCAGUGUAGCAAGCAAAGUGUUUUGAUCUGAAAAUUACACACUCCCCCCCCCUUUUUUUUUUGCACUUGGUUGCUUUUUGUUCUGGAAUUUUUAAAUGUUUACUUAGAAGUGUUUUAUAGGAAAAUCCAUUCUGCAAUUCUAGCUAUAUCACUAACAUUUAGUGUUCACAGGAACAAAAUCAAUUUCCUGUGAGUUUUUUUGUAUUUUUAAAACCAGUCUGUGCAUGUGUGCAUAUAUGUAUCAUCUUAAAAUGUUGAUGCUUAAAGGAACGGUAUUCCUUCCAAUGAAGAGACUUGCAUUCAUUUUAUAGCUGUAAACAAGACAAGCAGUGCUAGGAAAAUGCUAUAGCUCUACUCUAUGAACAGCAUGUGAACUUUGACCCUCUGGAUCGGAAUAUGGAUUCAGACUUAAUGGGUUUUGUGUACAGCAGUUCAUGGCAUCAGUAUAGAGCUGCAACCCAUGCUUUAUAUCACAGGGUAAAUAUGGGAAUGAGUUUCCUCCCGUAGUGUGAAGGGACUCAAGUGAGAGGAGAAUGCACCCCAAGGUAACCCCAAGCCUUGGAAAAACCACAACCAUACUAAAUCUAUGGAAAUACGACAUACUUUGUUUGGAAUUGAGGUUUUUUCCAUUUAAAUAAAAGCUUGACAAUGAAAUUGAGUGAAUUUUCUACACCGCAGAUAUUAAUGCUGCAAGCAAACAAAAGCUAUCUGUUGCCUCUUGAAAAAAGCUCAUGAUAAAUUUAUCACAACUGUCAAUGUCCCAUGAAUUCACUGGCCCUUGACUAUACAUGAGAAGAAAAAGUGGGGCCCCAUUUAUUCCUCCUUUGCCUUCACUAAUGGAAUAAUGAAACAGGAAGAUCUCAUGUUUACAUAAAUAAAAUUUCCCCACUUAAUUUCCUCACUUCUCUGAUGAGAGGUGUAGAGAGCUCACAAAUGAGCUGAGGUAAAUAGAUUAGAGCUGACCAUUUUGGGGGAGGGGGGGGGGUUAGUGAUUUAGGAAUAUGAAUUUCUCUCAUUAAAUGUCUUAAUAUUUCCCCCAGCCUUUCUCUUUGAACAACUUGCGCAUAAGGACUGGCAGCAUAAGUUUAAAAUAAAACUAACUGAUCAAAUUCACAUGAAUAGAUUUGUGGAAAAAUACUAUGGAUGUUUCUAGUAAGCUUUCUCAAAUUUUUGAAAAGCCAAGUUUGUAGACAUGUUUCUGAUUCAACUUGUACUGUUCAGGAAAAAAAAUGUGACUUAAUUAUGAAAAACAAAUAAAAUGUAUUUAUUUUAUGUAAAAUUGUUUAAAUGUUAAUUUAUGAUGUAUUAAACUGACAAGUAAUA